AUGACCUAUACAACCACAUCAUGGUCCUCAAAUGUACUGGAGAUCACUCUUCUAUACACUCUCAACUGCCUUAUUCCUGCUAUACUUGUGAUUGCCACAGCAAAACGGUCGGCUUUACGAUACCUAUCUAUUCCAUUCCUAUCCUUAAUCGCGCAUCGUUCCGUAAGCGUGGCCACAGCCUUAGGACCUGGUUUUGUGUGGUGUGAACUGGCUCGUCUCUUCAUGACCGUGGUUUUUCAAGCAUUGAAUCUGCUACUUAUAAAUCCAAUUGAUGGCUCAGAUAUCCCCAAAAAGAAAUCUGGCGAACUUAUCGCGCGUCUUUAUUAUGCGACGCGGCUCUUUACUCAGCCGCGUGGAAUCAACACGCCCUGGCAAAUUAAAAAUCCUCCCUCACACCCAGCCUAUUAUGCACGCAGGAAUCUGACCGGGCCUCCUCGGAGACAUUUUUUGCUACGUCAAAUAGCUAUUGCGAUAUGGCAAUAUUUAGCGUUGGAUGUUUUCGCCACUAUCGCAUUACAGCAGGCGCUCGAGCAGAAGAAGCAUGAACUCUUGCCGCCGACUGUUCAGUGGGAUUUGUCGACUGAGCAAUGGAUUGAAAGAAUAAUAUCGAAUCUCAUAGCUGGAUUCGUUGUUAGUAGGAUGCUUAUCGAUAUGUACCAUCGUGCAUUUUCAAUUUUCAUCGUUGGCAUCGGACUGGACUCUCCUGCAAACUGUCCUCCCCUCUAUGGAAGAGCGGCGGAUGCCGGUACACUGAGAGGGUUCUGGGGCAAAUUCUGGCAUCAAUUGGUCCGACAGCCAUUCAGCUCCGUGGGCGCGUUUAUCACCAGCGAUGUACUAGGUUUGCCGCAUAAAUCGUUACUGGAGCGAUACGCAAAUGUGAUACUUGUUUUCUUAUUUUCUGGUGGCUUGCACGUCAUUCUUGAUAUCGUUCAAGGAAUUCCAGGACAAGAAUCUGGAGCCAUGUUAUUGUUUAUGAGUGCGCCCUUGGGGCUCAUGAUUGAAGAUGGCAUCGUAGCACUUUGGAGAUGGCUUGGCGGGCCAAAUAAUGAAACCCAAGGAUCACAGAACAAGGGAAAUGCUUCACCAGCGUGGCAGAGAGUCAUUGGCUUCUGUUGGACUAUGGCGUGGGCAUCUGUUACCUCCACUUGGUACUUUUAUCCGCAAAUGCUCCGACCGGAAAACCAAAAUCUUGUUCCUUUCAGUUUCGCCAGCGUGGUUGGCCUGCCUAUAGUGGGAGGUGUCGUCCUGUUAUGGGUCAACCAACUACAACAGUCUAAGAAGCGAGUUGAUGAUUUAGAAAGCCAUAUACGAGAUUUGGCUAAUCUCGAUCGCGAAGAACGUGAUCAUCGUUUGACUGAGGUGAUACGAGAGUUCGAUCAUUUGAAGAUGGAAGAGAUUUCACCCAGUCAAGCGACUGAAAUAUCUCACUCUUAUGAUACUGAAAAUGAUGCCGAAGGGGAGAGUCUACCUUAUGGAAAUCCAGCGGAUUUUAGUAUCGGCGAGCAUGGAACAGUGAGUUCUCGGUGA
Penicillium angulare is the source of this 1527-nucleotide messenger RNA. RefSeq names its product wax synthase family protein. The coding region runs from base 1 to 1527 and encodes 508 amino acids. The record is from RefSeq and is a predicted model, not a curated record. Gene Ontology annotation, biological process: lipid metabolic process. NCBI's taxonomy places the organism in Eukaryota, Fungi, Ascomycota, Eurotiomycetes, Eurotiales, Aspergillaceae. The transcript has 3 exons.